This is a messenger RNA of Fusarium coffeatum, 468 nucleotides long. RefSeq lists its product as uncharacterized. Gene Ontology annotation, cellular component: mitochondrial inner membrane. The transcript has 3 exons. The coding region runs from base 1 to 468 and encodes 155 amino acids. Lineage: Eukaryota; Fungi; Ascomycota; Sordariomycetes; Hypocreales; Nectriaceae. The record is from RefSeq and is a predicted model, not a curated record.
AUGUACCAAAGCAAUUGGAGCUUUGUAGUGGUCUCGUCCAAUCACAAGCUACCAUUACCUAAGCAGGUCAGUCGCCGAAUUGGCUCGGUUCACGACUCCAUCAAGACUGACCAUUGCGUAUCAUCACUAUUCUCGUCGCCUCGUUCCCGGCUCUCAAUUCGGUCUCUACGUACGUCAAUCGCGCCUCCCAACCGAUCACGAUCUCUCGCCAAUGUUCAAUCCCAGCUAACGUCACCUCCAUCUGCAGUCCGAACCCCCGAACCGAGCGACAUUCCCAACGACUUCAUCAUGGCUGGUCACGGUCAUCACAGCUUCAACGGCCCUCCCAAGCCCCCUGUGGCUCACGUUCCCCGUAUCUACCGAUUCACUGCGACUGCUCUGGGUGCUGGCAUGUGGUUCUUCCUCAUGUACCGAGCUAAGAAGGACGGUGCCGUCCUCCUCGGCCUCAAGCACCCUUGGGACCACUAA